Wasmannia auropunctata (little fire ant) is the source of this 1328-nucleotide messenger RNA. RefSeq names its product odorant receptor 13a-like. The record is from RefSeq and is a predicted model, not a curated record. Gene Ontology annotation, biological process: detection of chemical stimulus involved in sensory perception of smell; sensory perception of smell. Gene Ontology annotation, cellular component: plasma membrane. Gene Ontology annotation, molecular function: olfactory receptor activity; odorant binding. Bases 1 to 1203 code for a protein of 400 amino acids. NCBI's taxonomy places the organism in Eukaryota, Metazoa, Arthropoda, Insecta, Hymenoptera, Formicidae. The transcript is spliced from 5 exons.
AUGCUGCGCAACGAACACUACAAAGAUGACAUGAUCUACAUCACGCGACUGACGCGAAACGUUCUGAGCUUACUCGGGGCCUGGCCGGCUUACAACAGGGAAAGAACCACCGGCGAGAAAGCUUGGAGGUACUUUCGGAUCGCGAUCUCUUACAUUCUUCUCUACUGCGUCCUGAUCCCCGGUGGCCUCUUCUGGAUAAUCGAGAAGAGACCGCGCGUCCGUGUCCAAACGAUCCCUCUGCUCUUCUACGGUUUCAUGGCCAGCGGUAAAUACGGUAAUCUGGUGUUCCGCGAGAGUAACAUUAAACGCUGCUUGAAGCACAUCGAGGAGGACUGGAGGUUCGUUAACAGCGUCGAGGCGCGGGACAUGAUGAUCGAGUCCGCGAAGACCGGGAGACGCCUCGUCACACUCUGCGCGGUCUUCAUGUACGGCAGCGGGCUCUCCUUUCGAUCGAUCCUGCCGUUCGCCAAGGGAAAAAUCGUCACCGCGCAAAACAUCACGAUCAAGCCGCUGCCCUGCCCGGCCUAUUUCUUCUCCUUCGACAUACAAGCCAGCCCCGCGUACGAGCUGAUCUUCGCGAUACAGUGCCUGUCCGGCGUGGUCACUUACUCGAUAACGGUGGCUUUAUGCGGCCUCGCGGCCGUCUUCGUGAUGCACGCCUGCGGCCAGCUGAAGAUACUCGUGAAUCUGAUGAGAAGCCUCGUCGAGGAGCAAUGGCAGGAGAAACAGGAGGUGGACAAAAAGCUGGCUAAAAUGGUUGAACAUCAGAUAAGAAUUCGAAGUUUUCUAAAAUUGGUAGAGAAUACUCUACAGCAAGCGUGUCUAUUAGAAUUGAUGGGCUGCACGAUGAUAGUCUGCCUUCUAGGAUAUUUUAUAAUAAUGGAAUGGGAGAAUAGCAAUACCUUAGCUAUCUACUCCUACUUUGUAACAGUUACAUCCCUGAUGAUAAACAUGUUCAUGUUUUGUUAUACUGGCGAACAACUUACCGUCGAGGCAGAGAGAGUAGCUAGUACAUCUUGCGAGCUCGAGUGGUAUCGUCUUCCGGACAAGAAAGCGCGUGCAAUCGUGCUGGUGAUAAUCAUGUCGAACAUGCCCACCAAGAUCACCGCUGGGAAGAUCAUGGAUCUAUCAUUUAAGACAUACGGCGACGUUGUGAAGACAGCUGUGACGUAUUUUAACAUGCUUGUAAAAGUAGCCGACUGAAUGUUUCUGCUCUAUAUUUCGUCACGUCGGAACGCCUACGAUUACGAAUCAUCAUAAUGGUAACAUCGUAUCGUGUAUACUCGUGAUAUAGAUGUGUCAAAUACAGAAGCUUGGUGUGAUGUACA